Molecule: messenger RNA, 2115 nt
Organism: Clonostachys solani
Lineage: Eukaryota; Fungi; Ascomycota; Sordariomycetes; Hypocreales; Bionectriaceae
Source: the annotation of a GenBank genome assembly
AUGACUUCCAAUUUCCCUACCCCGAGUUCGCCAUCGUCUGACCCAGCCCCGGUGGAGGGUUUCCAGGGUGUGGUUUCAGACCAGAAUCUAGACACCAACGGGUCCCAAGAUAGUCACUCUCAAGAGGGCUCCGGUAUCUCCCAAGACCAAAAGCCUUCUGCCUCUAGUAUGAUGUGGAAAGAUGUAUUCGUAAUAAUCACGGAUAUCUUUGCACUGACGGUGAGCCUGGGCCAUCUUGUCUUGGUCUGUAUUGUCAUGGGACAUGACGGUCGACCCAUUGACAAGAGAUUCAAAGUCUUCCAGGAUAUGCUCAUUACGCUUGCCCCUAUUUUCCCCACGUUGUUUGCCUUUGUUAUUGGCAGGGCACUAUAUCAGCUUGCUCGACUUAAGCUGGAAAAGGGUGCUCCUCUUGGCACUCUCGAACAGCUCAUGGGUAGCCGAACUCUGGGAGCAAGUGUCAUGACACUCUUUGAAUUGAGAUCCUUCAACCUGCUUUGCCUCUUACUGUUUUGUGUUUGGGCUUUCUCGCCACUAGGUGGCCAAUCAUUUCUUCAUUCACUUGAUAAGGUUUCUCGGCCAAUUAGUACUGAUAUCCUCUACUUGGAUACCUUGAACAACCCUCCUGAUUUCGGCCUUGGCAUUCUCACCACCACAUCAUUCUUCCAUGGUUUAUACUCCUCCAAUUAUGCUGGGCUGCGACCUACCGAUAUUUGGAUGAACCUCAAGGUUCCAUUUCUCGAACCAGACCAUAAUGAUACCAAUCCGGGAUGGAGAGAUCGAGGCCCAAACUCAGACUCGCAAUAUACGUAUUCCUCAUUCUUCGGAGUUCCAGUAAAGCAUGUUUCUGUCGGAAACAGCUCAUUUGAUAUUGAGUCCAGCUAUUUGAGUCUUGCGUGUGAACCAUUCUCAAAGACUCAAGUCGAAACAAGCUCACAAACAUUUAUAUCCGGAGAAACCUUUCUCAACGAGACCGCCUUUGACACAUCAUCACAACAUGGAUCUGUUGGAAGCAAGUUUCUGCCUGUGGUUAAUGGGUCAUGGUAUGGUCGUCCACACAACUAUUCCUGGUCGGUGCCCAUUUCAUGGAACAUUGCCAUUGAUCGCUUUGUUGACCCCCUCUGGCUUUCAAACAUGAGCAGUGAAAAUAGACCUCAAGUUGAGGAUAACCAAGAGCACGGUGGAGAUCAAUUAAACACGGAAACCAAGACAUACACACCUCACAGCCUGUCUAUUUUCCAGAAUUACGCCCAAGUAGAGGCUGGCCCAACCAAACUAUUGUUCCAAGCCAGAAGAAACGUGUCGGACGCCACUACAGUUCUGAACCUAGAGGUCCUCAAGACGGAAUGUCGAGUGCUCCAAAAGUACGUCGAGUCUCGCGUUCUCUGCUUCAGGCUUACCGAGGCUUCACAGCCAGAGUGCAGAGUGAUUGGCCAACGACCGUCACAGAGGCCGCACCUCAGCGAGGACUUGUCGAUUCUAUCAAUUCCAGACACCUUUGAACGGGUAUCUUCAUUUCUUCCUAGGCUCUUAAGUGCUCAGUUCUAUCCUGAUCUAAUCCUUUUGUACCUGUACAGCCAAUCAAAGCCAGCAAGUUCAGGAAAUGAAGUACAGCACGAAGUGCCAGACUUCACGGCCAUCUCGGAAGCCGAGUUCAGUGUGUCACUAAGCCAAAUAAUUAAUUCAUAUAUCAUAAUCCAACAAAUUGGAUUUUAUCUGUUAGUCUCAGACGGAAUGAUAGGGCAGGUCCCAUACAGAGUGAAAGACUGGGUCCAAACUUCAUCGGACACCGAUGGAAUACUCUAUGUGUACUCUGUCAACAGGCCAUGGGGGGCGGUCUGUGCUGCGUCAUGCGUUAUUUUAUCCAUUGCAAGCAUAUUGGGGGUGAUUUUUGCUCAUUCAUGUCGAGGUCUAGACAUAUUGGGGUUGGUCUCGACGGGUAUACGGGACUCAAAGUACGUGGACAUGCCUUCUGGAGGAGAAUCCUUGGAUGGACAUGAGCUCUCAAUCGUUAUGAAAAAUGAACGACUGAGGUAUGGCCAUACGCAUCUAAGCACAAAGGUGACACCAGUCAUAGGGAUCGGACGGGAGAGGCAUAUUAGAAAAAUCAAACAUUAG